Messenger RNA from Trichoplax adhaerens, 576 nucleotides. RefSeq lists its product as uncharacterized. Gene Ontology annotation, cellular component: proteasome core complex; proteasome core complex, beta-subunit complex. The record is from RefSeq and is a predicted model, not a curated record. NCBI's taxonomy places the organism in Eukaryota, Metazoa, Placozoa, Uniplacotomia, Trichoplacea, Trichoplacidae. Gene Ontology annotation, biological process: proteasome-mediated ubiquitin-dependent protein catabolic process. The coding region runs from base 1 to 576 and encodes 191 amino acids. The transcript is spliced from 5 exons.
AUGACUGGAAAAAAUUGUGUUGCCAUCGCGGCCGAUAGAAGAUUUGGUAUACAAGCCCAGACUAUAGGACAUGAAUUUCAAAGGAUCUAUGGAAUGAGCGAUCAUCUUUAUAUUGGUUUUUCUGGUUUAGCUACAGAUGUUACUACUGUAUCCAAUAAGUUAAAAUUUAGAUUAAAUAUGUAUAUGCUACGUGAAAAUCGAGAAAUGAAGCCGGAAACCUUUAUGAGCUUGGUCUCAAGUCUCUUGUAUGAAAAAAGGUUUGGACCUUACUUCGUAGAGCCUGUUAUUGCUGGUUUGGAUAAAAAUGCAAAACCUUUCGUAGGAUCACUCGAUUUAAUUGGCUGUCCUAUGAUUACCGAAGAUUUUGUUGUCAGUGGUACCGCAUCGGAACAAUUGUAUGGAAUGUGUGAAUCAUUAUGGGAACCUGACUUAGAAGCAGAUGAUUUAUUUGAAUCAAUUUCCCAAGCUCUACUUAAUGCGGUCGAUCGUGAUUGUGUUAGCGGAUGGGGUGGAAUAGUUUAUGUCAUCGAAAAGGAUAAGGUAACUGAAAAAAUCCUAAAGGCGCGAAUGGAUUAG